GGAGGAGGAGGAGGAAGUGGUGCAGCGGGCAGUUCAAGUCCACAGCAGUUCUGCCUUCGAUGGCAUAAUCAUCAGGCAAGUCUGCUGAGCUCACUGCCGAUCCUGCUGGACCAGUCACACCUGACGGAUGUGACGCUGAUGGCGGAAGGACAGAAAAUCAAGGCGCACCGCGUAGUGCUGAGCGCUUGUAGUACGUUCUUCUCCGAGCUUUUCCGCACGCUGGACGGUGCCCAGUACCCGGUGGUGGUGCUACCCGGUGCAUCCUACCACGCCGUAGCCGCCCUCAUCACCUUCAUGUACUCGGGCGAGGUGAAUGUGUACGAGGCGCAAAUCUCCGUUCUUCUCUCGCUCGCCGAAACGCUCGGCAUAAAGGGGUUGGCGGAUUUCAAUAGCAAUCCCCAGAAAUCGACGACACCCUCGACCGAAGCAUCCUCUUCGCGGGACUCCGAAGUACCGUCACCAUACCACACGAUGAAGGUGUCCUCCCCGAUCGAUAGUUUCUUUCCGCGGCCGUACAGCUCCUUCGCCGGUUCGCAGGUGUUCCCACAGGCACUAAAUCUGGCCACCAAUGCGAACGGUGCUGCGGCGAAUGGUUGCCCGACACCGGCACACAACAGUAGCAGCUCCGGUAACCAUGGUAACGACGCUAACACUAGCAACGGUGUUGGUGGUGCUGUAGUGAGUAACGCAUCCACGUCUAAGCCCACCUCAGCAUGCGAUCUCUUUGGACGCUUUCACGUGGAUCGGAGUGAGCUGACGGCCGAAACGAUCUGGAAAAUGAACCAUCUGGCCGAGGAUGUGCUAAUGAAGGAGAAGCAAAACCAGCUGCAUCGCUCGAGCACCCCGAUUCGUGCCCAUCAGCAGCAGCAGCUGCAGCAGCAACAGGACGGUGCUCCAAGUAGCAGCCGCUCGACGGUAGAUGGUUUCGUAGGAUCACAUGUCGGCAAUGGGAGUGAUAACGGCAAGGAGUGUAAACUCACCAAUGGGCCCUUGUUUCUCGAUUAUGUCAAGCUGAAGGAGGAAGAUCUGUCCGAUACGAUGCUCAGCCAAUCGUACGGUUCCGUGCGAUCGACACCCACUCCCCAGACACCGGGCGUAGAGGAAACGACGGGACGAUCCACGGGGCAUGCGACCACUGCCCGCAAACCCCAAGCCGGUGCGCAGGAAAAUGCAACAAACAAGCGGAAAAAGAUUGAGAAAAUAGCGGAAAAUUUACGAUCGCAGAACAACUGCAGCACGGAAAGUGCGUACGCCGCGCUUCCGCUGCUCGAGAAGCAGCUGUACGAAUCGAUUAAGCAAUCGGCGGUCGUUGCAGCGGCUGCUGCCGCCAAUGCCAAGCUGCUGCCGAUGCAGUUCUACAACAAACCGCCCACCGUGACGCCGGUCAGUAACACCACGAACCCCUACCUGGCGCACCACUUUCUGACGAACGAAAGUGCCUCGAAGACGCCGGAAAACUUCAGUCUCGAGUCUUCGCAUCCAAAUGCGGCCUCCAAUACGAACACGCGCGCCUCACCGAUUACGGCGGCUACGACGAUCGCGACCGCAUCAUCACCAUCGACGCCCGGCUCGCUACACCCACUGGUACCAUCGCCAAGUGGAGCUGGUGGUGCGGCCUCUGCCAACCACAACGAGCAGCUAAUCAAAAGCCUUCACUUUGCCUCGCACGCGCAAAUGGGAAGUAUAAACUCGGUCACCCAACAACAGCAACAGCAGCAGCAGCAGCAACAGCAACAACAGCAGCAAAGGCCACCAUCAUCGAAGUUGUACGCAAUGUGUAGCAUCUGCAAUAAGCAGCUCAGCAAUCAAUACAACCUGCGUGUGCAUUUGGAAACCCAUCAGAACGUUCGGUACGCCUGUCAGGUGUGUUCGCACGUUUCGCGAAGUAAGGAUGCGCUGCGCAAACAUGUGUCCUAUCGUCAUCCGGGCACGCCCAGCCCCUGCGAUCCGGAGACGAAACGGAAGCGCACCAAAACCAACUCCUACAGCCAGUUGAACAAGCACGGAGACGGAGUAGGUGGUCCAACCGAGCAGCAAACGACAAUGCUGCAGGGCCAGCAACAACAGCAACAACAGCAACAUGCAUCCAAUCUGCUCGCCAACCUUACGUCACAAGCCAGCGGCAUACCGACGUUGCUGCAGGCAGCCUCGUUACAGUCGGCAUUCGCGGCUCAGCAAAAAUCGGCCGCACUCCUCUACAAUCAAACGACAGCUGGAACAGCCUCGGUGUUAACUGCUACGAUCACUGCUGCCAGUAAUGCACCCACAAACUCUUCUACUACGGCGGAACCGGCGGGUUCGGUGGGAGUGGUGACCACAAGCAGCGGCUUUACACCGAGUACACCCAAACUGGAGGAGCCCGAUCAGAAACCGGACCUGGCGGAGGAGAAAGCAGUGUUGGAGGAAGCCAACAAUACAACGGCCGUGAAGAAAUCGGACAAAGACAUUUAAAAUCGCCCAGACGCGCUUAGAAGGACAACAGGGGAAGAACAAGAACAUGAAAAAAGACCGAGCUCGAUGGAACAAAAUUCAACCGGCCCCGUUUGGUGGUGCCCCUUGAAUUACACUGAAAAAGACAUUAGAUUUAAAGGAUUUUUAUCGAUAUUUUGCACUAAUAGUCACACUUUGUUACCCCUGCUCCCUACCGAUCCCCUAUCGAAUCGUCCGUCCCCGCGAGAACUGACAAGCCUGACAAUCUGACCAAAAGAGGAAGAAAAAAUAUGCUCGAACUUUGCCGAUCCUUAUUCGAACAGUACCAAACGAUUGCUUUCGAUCAAUAUUUAGUUAUAGUUUGUUUGACUUUAUGUUCAUUUCGUUCGUUCCUUUUACUUCAUCUUGUUCCCUAGCUGUGAUAGUAAGACAAUAUUUUGUAUAGACCAUUAAUCUCUGAGUAAGACCCCAUUCUGGACCGGCCCGGUUCGGCUUGCGGCGUAACGGGAAGCCAUAGCGCAAUCCACGGCAGACUGCUAUUUUUUGUGUUUAACUCUCUUCAAAAGCUUUGUUACAAGUAGACCACCGAGUAGUGCCUUGAAUGGAAGAGUAUUGGCAGCAGUUUGGUGCCUUCGAGUAGACCUAGACA
This is a messenger RNA of Anopheles darlingi, 3079 nucleotides long. RefSeq names its product broad-complex core protein isoforms 1/2/3/4/5. Gene Ontology annotation, cellular component: nucleus. The transcript has 4 exons. Lineage: Eukaryota; Metazoa; Arthropoda; Insecta; Diptera; Culicidae. The record is from RefSeq and is a predicted model, not a curated record. Gene Ontology annotation, biological process: regulation of transcription by RNA polymerase II. Gene Ontology annotation, molecular function: protein binding. Bases 139 to 2451 code for a protein of 770 amino acids.